Molecule: messenger RNA, 1222 nt
Organism: Oxyura jamaicensis (ruddy duck)
Lineage: Eukaryota; Metazoa; Chordata; Aves; Anseriformes; Anatidae
Product: kielin/chordin-like protein
Exons: 3
Coding region: 48-1043 (331 amino acids)
Cellular component (GO): extracellular matrix
Source: RefSeq, a predicted model, not a curated record
AGCCAUCUUGCAAUGACGUGCAUUGCCCAUCCGGAACGACGUGCCAGAUGGUGGAAAACUCACCCAAAUGCGUCCCCGACAAGACAUCUUGCAAUGACGUACAUUGCCCGAAGGGGACAACGUGCAAGAUGGUGGAAACCUCACCCAGAUGCCUUCCUGUCACGCAGCCCCCACUUGUUUGCCAUGUUUUGGGGCGCUGGCGCUACCGGGCCUUUGAUGGGAAGAGCUAUGGCUUGGCGGGGGCUUGCACCCAGACGUUGGUGAGCACCUGCAGCACCCAACUGCCCACCCUCCAUGUCACGGCUGGCGGCCAGUUUGGCGCGGGGCCGGGCGCCUCCUUCGGCCACGUCACACUCCGCGGUGAUGGCUUCGAGGUCGUCCUGCACCGAGGCGAGGAGACGAUGGCGAGGGUGGCCGGGACCCGGAUCCCCCUGCCCCUCUCGUUGGCAGGGGGCCGGGUGCGCCUGGAGCGAAGAGGGGGACAGCGGCGGGUGGCCACAGCCAUAGGCGUGCGGGUGUCCGUUGGUGGGGACGGCGCCGUGACGGUGACGGCACCAGCGACGCUACGGGGACAGCUCUGUGGGCUCUGCGCCCAUCCUGAGGAUGGGGCCGGCGAGGGACAGGGGACACAGUGCUCCUCCUCCUGCUCAUCUAAACACCCCCAGGAGCCCUGUGCCCCCAUCCCCGUCCCCAACCCCGUCCCUGUCCCCAACCCCGUCCCCAUCCCCAAAUCCGUCUCCAACCUGGUCCCUAACCCCAUCCCCAACCCUGCCACCUGCUCAGCCCUGGGCAUGGGCCACGUCCGCACCUUCGACCGCCUCCACCACGACUUCUCCGGCUCCUGCAUCUACCUCCUGGCCGGACUCUGCCCCGGCACCCAGGGCCCAGAGCCCUUCCGUGUCCUGGUGCGGGGCGGCCUGGGUGGCAUCACCGGCGUCGAGGUCCUCGUGCGCCGCACGCGCGUGGAGCUGGAGCCCGGGCGGGUCGUGGUGAGUAAGGGAGGAGUAGGAGCACGGGAAUGGUGUUGUGAAGCUGGGGAGUGAGUAAGAGACGCAAGGAGGGAGUUGUGAGGAUGGAGUAAACCGGGAGGAAAGGGAUGGGUGCUGAGUAGAACUUCCUGCCCAAACUGGGAUUAAGUAGGGAUGUGUUGACCAACCAAGGGGGGAGUAAAGAGGGAGUAGCAGGCAAGUGAUGCAUAAAGAGUAAAGACCAAGUAAAUCCA